AUGGAUGAUGAGAUACUAGCUGAUGUUGCCUCUUCAAGAGGUGGCUCAAAUUCUGUUACAGCUAUACUGGUUGACAGAGAGAAGCUAAUGGUGGCUAAUGUAGGUGAUUCUCGGGCCGUCGUGUGCGGCGGUGGUGAAGUGAAACAAGUAACGACGGAUCAUGAGCCGAACAAGGAGAUAGAAGUUAUUGAAUGCAGGGGAGGAUUUGUGUCGAAAAUGCCAGGUAAUGUAGUUGGAUCAGGGCAGCCUCAAGAUCUCAAAAAUUACAUGGACAAAAAGCUCCAAAUCAAGCUGAAUGCAAAUCGGAUGGUUGUUGGUACACUUCGUGGGUUUGAUCAGUUUAUGAAUCUAGUGGUUGACAACACUGUGGAGGUGAAUGGCAAUGAGAAAACUAACCAUGGGAUUGGAAUUGUUAUGUAA
This is a messenger RNA of Hibiscus syriacus, 420 nucleotides long. RefSeq names its product probable protein phosphatase 2C 28. Gene Ontology annotation, biological process: mRNA splicing, via spliceosome. The coding region runs from base 1 to 420 and encodes 139 amino acids. NCBI's taxonomy places the organism in Eukaryota, Viridiplantae, Streptophyta, Magnoliopsida, Malvales, Malvaceae. The transcript is spliced from 2 exons. Gene Ontology annotation, cellular component: U5 snRNP; U2-type prespliceosome; SMN-Sm protein complex. Gene Ontology annotation, molecular function: RNA binding. The record is from RefSeq and is a predicted model, not a curated record.